AUGGAGUCUUGUGAGUGCAAGUAUCCUAAGAUCACCAAAGUCAGAUUCCGGAACGAGACCAUCUAUCAAAUCACAAAACUGUUUGAUGGGAAUAUGAAAUCUGUCACCUGGGACAAGAAAAAGCUGGACCAUUUCCUCAACAUUCUCGAACGCCAAUUUGAGAACCUUAAUUCCUGUGUAUCACCUGCCAAGAUACCUGAGAGGAGACUGAAACGUUACUUCAAGAAUUUGAAUAGGAUGGUACUGAGAAAAAUGAACUACAGUGCACUGGCAUGGGAGCUCAUCAGGAAAGAGACGAAACAUCAUCUGGAAAGAUUGGAUAUUUUUCAGGCAAAGAUUCACUGA
Messenger RNA from Salvelinus namaycush (lake trout), 345 nucleotides. RefSeq names its product interferon a3-like. Gene Ontology annotation, molecular function: cytokine receptor binding. Bases 1 to 345 code for a protein of 114 amino acids. The record is from RefSeq and is a predicted model, not a curated record. Gene Ontology annotation, biological process: defense response. The transcript is spliced from 4 exons. Gene Ontology annotation, cellular component: extracellular region. Lineage: Eukaryota; Metazoa; Chordata; Actinopteri; Salmoniformes; Salmonidae.